Messenger RNA from Pezoporus occidentalis (night parrot), 1212 nucleotides. RefSeq names its product C1q and TNF related 5 (gene C1QTNF5). Gene Ontology annotation, molecular function: protein binding. Gene Ontology annotation, cellular component: cell projection; plasma membrane. The transcript has 3 exons. The record is from RefSeq and is a predicted model, not a curated record. The coding region runs from base 155 to 886 and encodes 243 amino acids. NCBI's taxonomy places the organism in Eukaryota, Metazoa, Chordata, Aves, Psittaciformes, Psittacidae.
GGAGGAGGAGGAGGAGGUGGGGGGGGAGAGGCUGCCUUUCCCCGGGCCUUCGUCAGAGCGAAGCGGUCAGGAAGAGCCGCAGCCCGUCUGCACCGGAGAGCAGCGAGGCACCGGGGCAGGAGCCGUGGGAUCGCACCCCUCCACAGCAGACGGGAUGGAGCAGCUCUUCCUCCUCUUCUUCCUGGGGCUCAUCACCAGCUCCUUGCAGAUUGAAGACAACAAGAUCCCUGGGCUGUGCUCAGGGCAGCCGGGCAUCCCAGGGACCCCGGGCCUGCAUGGGGGCCAGGGUCUGCCAGGCAGAGAUGGACGAGACGGCCGGGACGGGAUGAUGGGGAUGCCAGGGGAGAAGGGCGAGAUGGGCCCUCCGGGAGUGCCCGGUCCCCGCGGGGACGUGGGCAGCCCCGGCAGGGAUGGCAUGCACGGUGAGAAGGGGGCACAGGGCGAGUGUGCAGUGGCCCCCCGCUCGGCCUUCAGCGCCAAGCGCUCCGAGUCCCGCAGCCCUCCCCUGGCUGACCAGCCCAUCCGCUUCGACGUGGUGCUCAUCAACGAGCAAGGCCACUACGACCCCGCCACGGGCAAAUUCACCUGCGAGGUGCCUGGCCUGUACUACUUCGCCGUGCAUGCCACGGUGUACCGAGCCAGCCUCCAGUUUGACAUCAUGAAGAACGGCCAGUCCAUCGCCUCCUUCUUCCAGUACUAUGGGAACUGGCCCAAGCCCACCUCACUCUCUGGGGGUGCCCUGGUCCGCCUGGAGCCUGAGGAUGAGGUGUGGGUGCAGGUUGGGGUCGGGGACUACAUCGGCUUCUAUGCCAGCGUCAAGACGGACAGCACCUUCACCGGCUUCCUCGUCUACUCCUACUGGCAAAACUCCGCUGUCUUCGCCUAAGCCUGCCCUUGGCUGAGGCCAGGACCUGGGUACCUGCCCCUUCCCAGCCACUGGUGCCCUGGGGAGGGCAAUGCCAGGGUCCGGCCAUGGAGGAACCAGGACCCCUGCCCUGCUCUGCUGCAGCUGCGCAGCACAGGGCAGGGAUACAGCCCCUCUGCCACCCCAGGUGUGGCGGGGAGCAUCCCUUCAGCAGCGCUGUAUAAGAGCUAAGUAUAAUCGCAGGCACCCGGCGCUGGGGCAGGACACCCGCGCCGGGGAGCCGCAGUAACCUGGCUGUUGUAUGCAACUCGCCAUUAGCCGCCUCGACAUCACGGGCACGAUGAUGC